Messenger RNA from Anthostomella pinea, 336 nucleotides. The record is from the annotation of a GenBank genome assembly. Lineage: Eukaryota; Fungi; Ascomycota; Sordariomycetes; Xylariales; Xylariaceae.
AUGGAUUUGAGCAAGUACAUCACUCUGGUGUCCAAGGACGGCUUUGAGUUUGUUGUCCUUCGUCAAGCCGCCUUCAUCAGCCCUGCCAUCAAGAGCAUGCUGGACCCAAGGAGUCAGUUCCAAGAGGCGAAAACCAGCCGGUGUAUCUUCGGAGAGAUCAGUGGCGAGGUCCUCGAGAAGGUCGUUGAAUACUUCCACUACUGGUACAAGAACAAAGAGAGAGAGGAUGUCCCUGACAUGGACAUCCCGGUGGAGCUCUGCCUUGAACUUCUCAUGGCGGCAGACUACCUUGGCCUUGACAGUAAGGCGAACCCCGAUCGCCAGGUGCGAUACUAA